Caenorhabditis auriculariae is the source of this 1658-nucleotide messenger RNA. Lineage: Eukaryota; Metazoa; Nematoda; Chromadorea; Rhabditida; Rhabditidae. The record is from the annotation of a GenBank genome assembly.
AUGUCGUCGGACUACCUCAGUGCGAUGCCAGCCGAAAUCAUUCGCCACGUGUGCCAAUCGCUGGAAAUGCCGGACCUCAUAAGUCUCUCAAAAGCGAGUCCGACUCUCGAUGACGUCAUCCGAGCCACCGUUUGCUCCGACAUGCAUCGUCUGAGCGUUGUCAACACUGUGCAAGGUAACCAGCACCCAGAGGUGCCAUCGAAAAAAUUCCGAUUAGGACGAAAUUAGACCAUCAUAGUAGUGUCAAUGUCUUGUGAUUCAACUUCCUAGUUUUCAGAGGGGACUGGGGGUAAAUAUACUCGCCCAAAACUCAAUCGAACGUAACGCUCUUGUCAGGCGCAGUGUUCGAGUUCACACGCACGUCUUCUAACCGGACGACGUCGAGUGGCAGUCCCGAAUCUUGGCGCGAAGCCUUCGACCUCUGCCGCGGCGUGAAAAGUCUGUCGAUCGACAUCGCCAGGGACGCCGCCAACACGUCUACAUACGUCGAAGCUAUUGAGAGAGCUCGUCAGUUUAUCCAGUAAAUCAAAUAGAAAAAAAAAUCAACCAAUAUUAUUCCUUACUCAUUUAAAAGUAAAGUAAGAAAAGUUUGGUUUUUUGAAAGUUUUUACAAAAGGAAUGAAGUUGAUUGGUAAUGGAAACUCCAUUGUUUUCACGCUUAUUAACUUUAAUGCCCCAUAAAUUCAAAACGCCCAGGUCGUUUAUCUGUGAGUUCGAGCUUUGGCGUCAUUCUCAUCAAAUGAAAAAAACUAUAAGCGAAUUUUUGGAACAUUUUUUUGAUAAAAAAAUAUAAACGGAAAACCUGUGUUUUUUCAUUGUUUUUGUGUCACAAAUUUUCCGAACUAUAAUCCAUUCUUUUAGAAUUUCCUCUGCGAUCCAUGAAGAUCCGCAUUAGAGACGCCGAAAGCCCUGUAUCAACGAACACGUCAGUCCGUCUUCACCGGGUCAGACUUCCUCCUUCGUUCAGCCAAUAACAGAAGAGCAAAGUUUAGAAACUCACUUCUCUGGCUCGCACUUACAAAAAUACGCUGCGGCAUGUGGAGGUGGCGACGUCAGAUGAUGACGUCAUCAGAGUGGACCUCAGUUGCGAGCAAACCACUCUCUACUACAGACAGAAGCCCGACGCGGCCAACAGUCUUCUGAAUCUCCAUCAUCAAGUCCUCUACCCGAUUUUCCACGGUUUUCUUGAAAGUAAGUAGAAGAGCACUGAUGGCCAGUUUAGAUCAACCUUUUCUAGACCGUGCUAAUCCAGUCGUGAUGCUGCUGAUCGACUCCAGAUCAAAGCCCCAGCUGGCCAUGCAGAACGCCUUCCAGCUGGCGCUGCCCCACUCCAACCGUGCGCAGCUCCAGAAGCUGACCGUGGAGUUCUGCGAGUCGAUGGCCGACAUCUCGGUGGAAGAAGUCGAGAAGAUGCUUCUCGGCCACGUCGAGUACCACGCCACGACGCCCAACCUUCAGGAGUUCACCUGUCGGCUGCCUCACACGACGGUUCGUUCUCCUAACGAGUUGUUUUGUGACCGAGUCUUUCCCAGCUAGAGACGUCGCACCUCGAAGAGUGGCACGACGCCAUCUGCGACCGAGUCCGGCGACAGCGGAAGAUUUCUCUCCACACUCCUUUCCAGACGAUGACUACGCCUUCGGUGGUCAAAUGCAAAUAG